Molecule: messenger RNA, 480 nt
Organism: Myxocyprinus asiaticus (Chinese sucker)
Lineage: Eukaryota; Metazoa; Chordata; Actinopteri; Cypriniformes; Catostomidae
Product: olfactory marker protein-like
Exons: 1
Coding region: 1-480 (159 amino acids)
Biological process (GO): signal transduction; sensory perception of smell
Source: RefSeq, a predicted model, not a curated record
AUGUCUCUUGAGUUGACAUUUAACCCUAAUAUCCAGCUGAUGGAGGUGAUGCGUCUGCGUGUGCAGUCUUUGCAGCAGCGGGGACAGAAAAGACAGGAAGGAGAAUGUUUCCUGAGGUCCAAUGAGCACGUCUAUCGCAUGGACUUCUCCGAGCAGGCCUUGCAUUUUACCCGAUGGAACAUCUGCAUGUCUGCACCUGGCCACCUGAACAUCAUUGCCACAUCCCCGCUCUGGAUGCCUGACCUCACCAACCUCAUGACGUGCCAGCUCCUCGAACCUACAGGAGUCUUCUGGAGAAGCGCAGGUGAUGACCCUGACGUGCCCAUCCAGUGCUAUGAGGCUGACGCCCAGGAGUUCGGUGAAAGGAUAGCUGAGCUAGCCAAGGUGCGCAAAGUGAUGCAUUUUCUGUUCGCCUUCAAAGACUGCUAUUUUGGUCUGGAAAGUAUCGAGUGCUCCAUAGAGUUCGAGAUCUCUAAUUAA